GCCUUCACGACACCUCGCGUCGUUCCAACACUUUGCAAAGCAUCAGCCCUCGUGGCCCAAACCCCGCUAGCUCACCUGCGCCGUGCUGCAUCCGAAAAACACCUCCUUUUCUCGCCUGUGAGAGCUGCUGGAUGCUAGCUGUGCUACCUUGCUAGCCGCACUAGCAUCUAACAGUUUUAAUUGUUUUCUCCUGGCUGUCGGUGUCUUCACUUGUUUCCACGAUUCCCGGGACGUUCGCAUCCACCGCUCCUCCGCCAUCUUGUGCCGCAUUCAUCAGCAACGAAUGUGUUUGCUUGAUCUUAACGUGCUCGCAUCGUGAACAGAAUCUGUUCUGUGAACAUCUUGUUCAUUGCAUGAAUGGAUGAACCGAUGGGCUUGAGAUCGAAAUGCAACUCCUCAAACAAGCGUGUCACACAUUAGCUGUCAUGGUUAUCUGGUUUGUUUUCAUUGAAUGGAGCCUCCUGAAGGAAAUGACUCAGAAACACCAGCAGAGUCCUUAGCUGGACCAAGUCAAGUCAAGGAAGAUAAUGCAGCCGCCACCACCGUUGCUGUCGCAAAGAGGACAGAGCACACAGGUGGUAUGUCAUCGACAUUGUCAUCACAACAGCCGAGUAAGGACGCUGCCCUGAACAAACCUGCUGCUGGCCACGCAGCAAAGUCUCUUCCUUCAACGUCCUCCUCUUCGUUGUCCUCCUCUCCCUCUACGUCAUCAACGCUGUCCCCUGGCCGAGCAAAGAUGAGCGUUUCUGGACCCGGUAGCAGUAAAUCCGUCCUUCCACCUGCUCCCUCCUCUUCCUCCUCCUCCUCCUCCUCGUCCUCUUCUUCCUCUGCCACAGCCUCCUCAUCUCCCUCAGUCUCCCCUGCCCCUACCAAGAUCCACCGAGCCCGCAAGACCAUGAACAGGCCACCACCAGCACAGAUUAGUCAUGGUGAAGCACCUGCUGCAUCUGUUAAUCCUUCAGGAUCCUCUACCUGCCUUCUCUCUGACUCUGAAACAGUCACUGUAAAAAGGAGAAAACUGGAUCACUUAUCUGAGAGCAGCGCUGAGAAGUCUGAGAACAUUCCUGAAAACACUGAAACUGUGGAGGAAACAUUAUUCCUUAAAAAGGUUGAGCCUGUUGCCAAGAGUACACCAGUGAAGAGCAAUGGCAGCGUGGAGAAGUUAGAAGAGGAAGCAGCCAAAAAUACGCAGAUUUCCAGCCCAUCCACACGAGAUUCAGAAAAGUUUGACGAUGUUGGGGGAGAAGAAAGGCAGCAUGCUACAGACAAAGAGGGGUCAGUGAACUUGUCAGAUCAUAGUUCAGAGUCUGAAACACAAAGAGCUGUCCAGAGCAGAAAUGAGAGCGAGGAGUCUUCAUGGCCACAGUCAGACCAGGACAAAGAGAGAAACAGUGCUGAUGUGGACGUGGUGGAGACAGUGGGGGGUGCAGGAAGGGCGGCAGAGUACACAGAGGUCCCCUUGGGUGCUCUGGACAUCGCUGCUGCCGACAGUCUGACCCUCUCUCCUCAUCACGACGGCAGUGAUGCAGGAGACACAGAGCGGCUGGAGGAGCUUCCUCUGUGCAGCUGCAGGAUGGAGGCUCCCCGCGUCGACAGCACCAGCCACCGAGUCAGCAAACAGUGCAGGGCCACCGAAAGCAUCAACGGAGAGCUGAGGGCUUGUACCAGUCACACUAUUAAAGGGGAGACCAUGCGUCCAUCCAGUCGGGUGCCCCUCAUGGUGCUUUGUGACGUUCAUCGUUCACACAUGGUCAAACACCACUGCUGUCCUGGCUGUGGAUACUUCUGCAUAGCGGGUACAUUUCUCGAGUGCUGCCCGGAUCAGCGUAUCGCUCACCGUUUCCACCGGGGUUGUGUGACUGUGCUGAGCGGAGGGCGCAGCAGGUCAAACGGUGGCGGGAUGCUCUUCUGUCCCCACUGCGGUGAAGACGCCUCAGAAGCCCAAGAGAUCACCAUCCCCUCCUUCAGCUCGGCCACUGCCUCCGCAACCACCGUCGUCACCAUGUUGGCCUCCUCCACCACCACCCCGUCUCUGCCACCGUCUGCCCCCACGGCACCCUCCCUCACAGCCUCCACAGGGGGGAUGAAGGACGGGAAAAUGCCUGAAAGACCUGUCAGUGCUCGUAUGCGUAGCAAUGGUUUGGUAACGCUGGCGGUGGAGCAGCAGCAGCCUCCACAGCCUGUAGCCUCUGCAGCGACUGUAGCCACAGUCCCCCCAGCAGAGGAGGGAGUGGACAGUGUGGGACCCUCACUCUGCAUGCCAAAUGGGAAACCCAUCAGCCCCAGUGCACUUCCACCUGGGCCCAGCAGGGCGGCGCUGCAGAAGGCCAUCCUAACACAGGACACAGAGAGGAGGAAGAAACUUCGGUUCCACCCUCGCCAGCUCUACCCCGCUGCCAAGCAAGGAGAGGUGCAGAGAGUUCUGCUGAUGCUGAUGGAGGGUAUAGAUCCAACGUAUCAGCCUGACUCUCAGAACAGACGCUCUGCUCUACACGCUGCGGCUCAAAGAGGUCUGCUGGAAGUCUGCUACAUGCUGGUGCAGGCUGGAGCUCAUGUCGAUGCCCAAGACAAAGACCUGAGGACUCCUCUUGUGGAAGCGAUCAUCAAUAAUCACAUCGAGGUGGCUCGCUACCUGGUCCAGAACAGUGCCUGCGUCUAUCAUGUUGAGGAGGAUGGAUACACUGGCCUCCACCACGCAGCCAAACAGGGAAACCUAGAAAUGGUCAGCAUGCUGCUGGAGACGGGGCAGGUUGAUGUGAAUGCACAGGAUAGCGGUGGGUGGACGCCGAUCAUUUGGGCUGCAGAGCACAAACAUGUUGACGUGAUCAAAGUGCUGCUCAACAGAGGAGCUGACGUCACCAUCAAUGAUAAGUCCCCGCUUUCCCUCCAGGAGUUGAACGUGUGUCUCCACUGGGCGGCGUACGCGGGGAACGUGGACAUCGCGGAGCUGGUGUUGAACGCCGGUUGUUCCCUGGCGUCAGUUAACAUGCACGGAGACACGCCGCUCCACAUCGCCGCCAGAGAGGGAUACUUAGAAUGUGUUACGUUGUUUCUCUCCAGAGGUGCAGAUAUUGACGUCAUGAACAGGGAAGGAGACACCCCUCUCACCCUCGCACGGGUCGAUACACCAGUGUGGGUCGCACUCCAGAUCAACAGGAAGCUGCGGAGGGGAAUAACCAAUCGCAUGCUUCGGACUGAAAGAAUCAUCUGCAGUGAUGUUGCCCAGGGUUACGAGAACGUACCGAUUCCCUGUGUGAAUGCAGUGGAUGAUGAGGGCUGUCCUUCAGACUACAAAUAUGUUUCAGAAAACUGUGAAACGUCAGCAAUGAACAUAGACCGCAACAUUACGCACUUACAGCACUGUAGCUGCACCGAUGACUGCUCUUCUAGUAACUGCCUUUGCGGACAGCUCAGCAUCCGGUGCUGGUACGACAAGGACCAGCGGCUGCUCCAAGAGUUCAACAAAAUCGAACCUCCUCUUAUAUUCGAAUGCAACAUGGCGUGUUCCUGUUAUCGAACAUGCAAGAACAGGGUGGUUCAGGCCGGCAUCAAAGUCCGUCUUCAGCUCUACAGGACAGAGAAGAUGGGAUGGGGCGUCCGAGCCCUGCAGGAUAUUCCCCAGGGAAGCUUCAUCUGCGAAUACGUCGGAGAGCUGAUCUCUGAUGCAGAGGCAGACGUCAGAGAAGACGAUUCUUAUCUUUUCGACCUGGACAACAAGGACGGGGAGGUGUAUUGUAUCGAUGCCCGGUACUACGGCAACAUCAGCCGCUUCAUCAACCACCUGUGUGACCCCAACCUCAUUCCAGUGCGUGUGUUCAUGCUGCACCAGGACCUGAGAUUCCCCCGCAUCGCCUUCUUCAGCUCCAGAGACAUUCUCAGUGGACAAGAGCUCGGGUUUGACUAUGGAGAUCGCUUCUGGGACAUAAAGAGCAAGUACUUCACCUGUCAGUGUGGAUCAGAGAAAUGCAAACACUCGGCGGAGGCCAUCGCCUUGGAGCAGAGCAGGCUGGCUCGGCUGGAGGCCUGCCCAGAAUCGGGAGCUGACUUUGGGAUGACCAUGCUGGGAAACUCUUAAAACACUCAACCACGGGGCCUUUGGAUUUGCCUCUUCAUUUUUUCUUGUGCACAUUGGCAGUGGAAAAACACCAUUAUGUUUUUUUUCAUGUUUAAAAUUCUGUAUUUGAUGCAUGGUGCUGUUUUUUCGACUCGUGAUAUUCUUUGAGGACACGCGCCUUAACAUUUUUAACGUUGUGUGUAUUAUGUCUGAAGAACACAGAAGGUCUUGUGAUCCUGUACGUACAGUAUUUUUACUGUAUCUCACUCUGAACAUUUGCCUUGACACAUGAAGUUUGUGCAUUAGGACUCUGCCAACAUAUAACAUGUAUUUUCUGUCGCGCCAACAAACACAAAGUUUUCUUGCCACAGUGCUUAAUGAGUGGGCCUCCAGCUCAUACUGGACUCAAUGAGGACCUGAGAGACGGUGUUGUUUUGGAUGACUGUGUUAGCUAUAUUUUCUUUAUUUUUAUACAUUUGUUCUUUUGUCACAUCUAGUGUAAUAAAUUAGCUCAUGAGUUGAUCUUUGGGCUCUUGUAAUAA
Molecule: messenger RNA, 4596 nt
Organism: Paralichthys olivaceus (Japanese flounder)
Lineage: Eukaryota; Metazoa; Chordata; Actinopteri; Pleuronectiformes; Paralichthyidae
Source: RefSeq, a predicted model, not a curated record